AACAGGAAGCGCUUUAUCCAGUCGUCCAUCAAAUCUUAUCCUUGAGUCUAUUUAAUAAAGUACCUCUAGUGGGAAUGUGCUGUACUUACGACUUACCUAAACGUGUUAUUUGUAGAUAAAGAGUUAAAUAGCGUAUUCUCAGAAUGAGUUUAGAGGUGGCUUGCUUGUCAUUUCGCCAGCCGUACGCUACCCUUGUGUUGAAUGGCGUGAAAACAAUAGAGAGCCGCUGGCGGCCCCUGCUGUCAGAGAUGCGGAACUGCACUCUAGCCGUUCACAUCGCUCAGAAGGACUGGGAGGACGAGGACUGGAGACUCAUCCUCACUGAAAGGCUGGGAAUGACAACCCAGCAAACGGAGGAACUUCUGCUGUCUGGAGACAGGUUUGGACGUGGUGUUAUAGCAGGUCUGGUUGACGUUGGGGAGACAUGGCGUUGUCCUGAGGAUGUUCCCUGUGAAGAGAUGAGAGAGCUGGAGACUGCGGCCUGCUUGACUGAACUCAAUGUGAAAUACCUUACAAGACUCUCAAACCCACGUUGGCUCAGUGAACCAAUGUAUUCUAGGGGCCAUAAAGAUGUGUGGACGGUACACAUCCCAGUUCAUCUACUUCCCUCUGCUGCUUCUCAUCCGUGAUAGUGAACAUUGAAACAAAACACACAGUGUUUGGGUCAGUCCUGGUAUUCGGUGCCUUUUGGACAUGAUAAAAUGUGAAAAAUCAAACUGUUUCAAAAAUAUUUUUUUGUGUAAUCAUGAUACGGUGAUGUAAAACAUUUGAAAAGUUAUUUUGGUCAAGCUUGGGUACAUAAAUUUAACCAUUUAUAAUAAAAUCAAUGA
Rhinichthys klamathensis goyatoka is the source of this 830-nucleotide messenger RNA. RefSeq lists its product as uncharacterized. The transcript has 2 exons. Bases 144 to 629 code for a protein of 161 amino acids. The record is from RefSeq and is a predicted model, not a curated record. NCBI's taxonomy places the organism in Eukaryota, Metazoa, Chordata, Actinopteri, Cypriniformes, Leuciscidae.